This is a messenger RNA of Mobula hypostoma (lesser devil ray), 2307 nucleotides long. RefSeq names its product Rh family, C glycoprotein b (gene rhcgb). Gene Ontology annotation, biological process: ammonium transmembrane transport; ammonium homeostasis. NCBI's taxonomy places the organism in Eukaryota, Metazoa, Chordata, Chondrichthyes, Myliobatiformes, Myliobatidae. The transcript has 11 exons. Gene Ontology annotation, cellular component: plasma membrane. The record is from RefSeq and is a predicted model, not a curated record. The coding region runs from base 192 to 1586 and encodes 464 amino acids. Gene Ontology annotation, molecular function: ammonium channel activity.
CUUCAGUCCCCGCCUUCGCGAAGGUCCAACCCUUCCCAAAAUUUAAAUGCUCUGUGCCACGGGAAGGAAGAUUCACUUGCGUUUGAACAACUGACUUUGAGAGUCCAAAUAGUUUCUCGUUCCUCUGAAGAGUUAACUGCGAAGUUAACUUUAUAGACAUUGAGAGAAAAAAGACGCUCUGAGAUAGCAGAAUGAAGAACACCCUGAUGCGCUGGAGACUGCCCGUCGUUUGUUUCGUUUGGCAGUUGGCGAUGAUUAUUCUCUUCGGCGUUUUCAUCAGAUAUAACGAAGAAUCAGAUGCCCACUGGAUCAAAACCAAAGUAGCUCGUAACAUCAGCAGCGAUUUGGAGAACGACUUCUACUUCAGGUACCCCAGCUUUCAAGAUGUUCAUGUGAUGAUUUUCGUGGGAUUUGGAUUUCUGAUGACGUUCCUGAGGAGAUAUGGAUUUGGCAGUGUCGGAUUCAACUUCCUUGUAGCAUCCUUCAGUAUCCAGUGGGCUCUGCUGAUGCAAGGAUGGUUUCAUUCCCUAGAUUACAGCGAUGGAAAGAUCAAAAUUGGAGUGGAAAGUCUGAUAAAUGCCGAUUUCUGUGCUGCUUCAGUGCUGAUCUCAUUUGGAGCCGUCCUUGGAAAAGUCAGUCCAGUGCAGUUGCUGAUCAUGGCGUUGUUUGAAGUGACCCUCUAUGCAGUGAAUGAAUACAUCAUACUGAGCCUUCUGGGGGCCCGGGAUGCUGGUGGCUCGAUGGUUAUCCAUAUGUUCGGUGGCUAUUUUGGACUCGCAGUCACUCGUAUCCUGUACAGGGCGAAGUUGGACCAAAGCAAGAAUGGGUCCAUCUACCACUCCGAUCUCUUCUCCAUGAUUGGCACCCUGUUCCUCUGGAUGUUUUGGCCCAGCUUCAACUCUGCAAUUUCUAACCACGGCGACGGCCAGCACCGCGCAGCCAUCAACACGUACGCCUCACUGGCUUCCUGCGUGCUCACCACCAUCGCCGUCUCCAGCAUCUUGGAGAAGAAAGGGAAGAUCAAUAUGGUUCACGUUCAGAAUGCCACGCUGGCUGGGGGCGUGGCGCUGGGCACGGCUGCCGAGAUGAUGCUCAGUGUCUACGGAGCGCUGAUAGUCGGUUCUCUGACCGGAGUCAUAUCGACGCUAGGAUUCAUCUACCUCUCGCCGUUCCUGGAGAAAUACCUCCAUAUCCAAGACACCUGUGGCGUCCACAACCUGCAUGCGAUCCCUGGGUUGAUCGGAGCCAUUGUGGGGGCAAUCACUGCAGCCGCUGCGACUGAGGAAGUCUACACCAGGGAAGGGCUGAUCGCUGCUUUUGGCUUCGAGGGCAGAUUUGAAGGGAGACCUCCUUCUGUCCAAGGGGGGUUUCAGGCUGCGGCCUUCUGCGUCACUCUGGUCAUUAGCCUGGCGGGCGGAAUCAUUGUCGGUUUUAUUCUGAAAUUGCCCAUCUGGGGAGACCCGUCGGAUGAAAACUGCUACGACGAUGAAGUUUACUGGGAGGUACCAGAAGAAGAAGCUGUCUACAGCGUCCAAUCCAUGAACAACCCAGCCUUAAAAACAAAUUCUAAUGGAGACAGCCAAUAAUGGAAGCAGAUGAUCGUGUGUUGUGAUUGACAUUUUGUUCAACACUUCUGUGUUCUCUCCAGUACAAGUGAGAGCAGUGAACUUAUUACCCUGAACUGCUUCAACUUACAAAUGAACUCUAACGAAAGGCUACUGGUGCCAAAGUACUUCCAGACCUCUCUCUCCACCAGAGAUUGGACACUCUCCAUCCCUUCAGCCUCAGCUACUAGCAACAUUUUCAAUUACUCAAGGGCUGUUUCCUUUCUGUGAGUGGUUUGCUCCAUGAAUAGGUGGGGCUCUCACUGCCUCCCCAGAUCUCCUGCCUCUUCCUCCCCCUCCAAACCCCAAGUGCUGUCUCCCUCAGUUUGCUGAAGGUGCUGGGAUGGGGAUGUAUUUGCCGUGAAUUUAUAUAGUGCCUCUCACCCCCAGUGGGCUGAACAGCCAUUUGUUUUUGCAGCUGGCCCCUUUGACAACAGGACUGAAUCUGAUCAAAUUCUACUUCUUAAGGCUGCCUUAGGGAAGGGGAAGGAAGUCCCAGCUAUUACGUGGGUCUCUCGCUGGUAGUUGCUUCCCCCCGCACCUUCGCAUGCUCAGCGGUGUCAAAGACUCCUCUGCCAUGUCCACACAGGUGGGUUUGGCCAGUAGCCAAUCCCUGCUGCAAAGUCAAUUCUGGGGGCAGAAGAGGGCUGCUUUAAAUCUCCACCACCUCUGCCCCCGCCCCCACCACACACACACAAACACC